AUGAAGAACAUUUUCAUUGGAUUAGCUGCACCGACCGUCUCUGAUAACAAUGAGUCAUCUUUAAUGAAGCGAUUUCCGGGUCAGCUCCCAUAUGCUCUUGGCCCUAUGAAUCAUGUCUGCAUGCAUUGCCACGCUUGCAGAUGGGGUCAAGAGAGAACGAAGGAGAACACCAAGGACAAAAAAGAAUUAUACAUGAAUUGCUGUCAAUAUGGCGAUGUCAAAUUGCCCAUGGCAGACUUCGACGGUCCACCGCUGCCGGACGACUUGUUCGAGCUAUUCACCUCAUCUUCUCCGCAGGCUAGAGAAUUUCAAUCCAACAUAACGUCAUACAACAAUGCUAUGUCUUUUUCAUCUCUUGGUGCAAAACAAGACCGUUCCGUCAUGGGUCAAAAGGGCGUAGGCAACGGUGGCGAAGAAGAAGUUGACAAUCGAUUGAAGCAUUUCAAGGAAGGCAAGCUUAAACGAGACAUCACGCGGAAGUUACAAGAUGUCAUGCACCGCGUCAACCCAUAUGCGAAAGUAUUCAGGAACGCGUCUGAUAUAUUAGCUACCCAGAAGAGCAUGACUAUAGUGCUUAAGUCGUUAUCGUCCUCGCGAAGGGAUGCGAAGACUUACAACAAGCCAAAUCCUGACGACAUAGCAGCAUUAGUUGAGGAGGGCAGUUUUCUGGAUGCAAAACCACGCCAUAUCAAAGUCAGUCGGAAAGAUGGCAAAUUACUUUACAUGACGGAUUUGCAUACUCCAUAUUUGUCUCUUCGAUAUCCCCUCUUGCUCCCAUACGGAUCCCAGCAAUGGGAUGACAACUACAGGUCCCCUACAAUGGGUACUAAUCCUGGUAGUGAGUUAGCAUAUCGUUCUCGAAAGGAAUUCUCCAUUGCUAAUUUAUGUGAUGAUUUAUAA
This is a messenger RNA of Melampsora larici-populina 98AG31, 900 nucleotides long. RefSeq lists its product as uncharacterized. The transcript has 3 exons. The record is from RefSeq and is a predicted model, not a curated record. Lineage: Eukaryota; Fungi; Basidiomycota; Pucciniomycetes; Pucciniales; Melampsoraceae. Bases 1 to 900 code for a protein of 299 amino acids.